UGCUACCCAAUGUCAUCAUCGAAUAAGAAAUCGUGUGACUGAACAACUUUUAUAGGUUAUAUGUAUAUAUGAUAUAUAUGGGCAUUUUUAUAGUACCGUGGUGGUUGCUUAUGGUUUGAUCGCAUCAAGUGUUUAUAUGCGAAGAAUCUAAAGAAUGCAAACAUGGAUCAAGAUUUGCUGUUAAGUUUUAAAAAUAUAACCUAACCAUGGAGUACGUGGGUGAACUAAUAACCCUUGGUAUUGAUAGUAUAAUUUUUGGUAUUUGCCUGAAACAGUACUUGUAUUGCAAAGAUGCUAUUGCUGCUGUAAAGAAAGCAGAUUUCUAUGAAAUAGGUUCAUCUUUGGAAGAAGCUGUAAGUAAUUCUAACAACAAAAUAGAAUAUGUAGCUAUCAGGGGUACAGUAAAGUCUUUGGGCAAACCAUUACAUAGUAUUAACAGAAAAGAAAUAACUGGAGUUUUACAAAAACUUAGUAUCAAGGAACAUGUGGUCGCCAGAACUACAGCAGGCUUUUGGUCAAACCAAGAACACACAAUGCAAAAGAUAUAUAAUACAAUACCAUUUGUUUUACAAAAUGGCCGAUAUAAAGUAGAAGUUCUCGAUCCAUUAUCAGCAGAUAUUUUAGACAUGGAUGUUAUCGCGGAUUAUUUUGAACCUAACGUACCUUCAUUCUCUGAUCAUUUAUGGGGUUUCUUUACAGGAGUACGUCAACGUGGUUUACAAAAUACGGAAGAAAUGCUCCGUGAAGGUGUUGUUAUGACAGGAAUCGGAGAAAUUUCAUUGAUAAAUAAACAAAAUUUAUUAAGUUUACAACCUCCAGCCGAUGGUUCUCCAUUUUACUUAACAACUAUGUCUAUUACUUCCUUAAUUAAAAAGUUAGAUGAACGCAAAAAAACAUACAAAUGGCUGUGCUUUAUAUUUGGUGCAAUUAUAUUAUUAAUUAGUGGAGUAGUAGCUCGGCGUUUUUGGAAAACUAGACAGGAGAGAAGAUUAGCAGAACAAUUAAGAGAAAAUCUUGCAGCAUCUCGCAGACAAAGACGACAAUUCGUAAGAGAUUCGGAUCUCAGAGAAGACCAAUUAUGUGUAGUUUGCCGCACAAAUCCUCGAGAAAUUAUUUUAUUACCAUGUGGACAUGUAUGUUUAUGUGAAGAUUGUGCGGACGGUAUUAUUAAUCAAUGCCCUAUAUGUAGAGAAAAAAUUGUCCAAAAAGCUGCAGCGUACAUAAUCUGAUUCUAAUUCUAAUGUAAGUAUAGUAUAUUAAAUUAAAAUUCAUAACGAACUGAUAUAACUAAUUUGCAUUGAAAAACUUUAAAACAUGAGCAAACGAAUAAGAAAUUGAAAUAACAAACUUGCAUAGAGAUAUACUUGUUCUACUAUCUUUGAUGUAAAUAUAGAAAAUUACUACGAUAAAAACAUAUAAUUAAAUAUCAUAUUUUUGUAUAAUAAAAAAUUGUAAUUACAGAA
Molecule: messenger RNA, 1463 nt
Organism: Vespa crabro (European hornet)
Lineage: Eukaryota; Metazoa; Arthropoda; Insecta; Hymenoptera; Vespidae
Gene: Mul1
Product: mitochondrial E3 ubiquitin protein ligase 1-like
Exons: 6
Coding region: 207-1229 (340 amino acids)
Biological process (GO): organelle organization; protein ubiquitination
Molecular function (GO): ubiquitin-protein transferase activity
Source: RefSeq, a predicted model, not a curated record